AGACUAAAAAACGUCAUUUCGGCCAACACAGUAAAAAUGGCUACCUCGGCCACUACCGCUCCUGCCGGAGUGCAGCAGAUUCAGGCUGUUUUCAUGAAAAGCAGCGUUGUUGUGAAAUCAAUUUGUGGUGUGAUCAUUUUUCUAUAUUUCAUAUCGUUCCUGGUUAACAAUGACAAGUAUUUGGAAGCUCUUGCUGUAACUCCAGGCCUCAUAUUUCCACCAAGUUUUCGCGUCUGGACGUUGUUUACACACCCGUUUAUUGAAGUGCAUUUGUGGCUUGUUCUCCACGACGUGGCUCUUGUGUUAUUAUGUGGCAGACUCAUCGAACCUCUGUGGAGUGCACUAGAAAUGUUGAUUUUCUUCGCUAUUGUAACAGUUGGUUCAGCGAUCAUAACUUCAUUUCUUUAUUUGUUUAUGUACCUAUCAACUGUAAAUAUUACAUACCUUUUUGAUACACACAUAUUUGGACUCGCUGGGUAUGCAGGAGCAGUGACGAUCGCUCUCAAACAGUCGAUGGGAGAUGGGGAAUUGCCACCCAAAGUGGCAAGAUUGAGAGUGCACCAUCUUCCAGUUUUGCUCCUUGUAUCAUCGUUUUUGCUUCGGUUUAUAGGAAUAGUACCACCCACACAUCCGUUCAUGAUAUUAACAGGUAUGUUGACAGGAUGGGUGUAUCUUCGGUUCUACCAGCGACAAACAGAUGGAAGCAGAGGAGACAUGGCCGACACUUUUUCAUUUGCAAGCUUCUUCCCAGAGGUUAUUCGACCAUUUGUUGCUAUAUUAGCAAACACGGUUCACAGUGUGCUAGUAAAGAUCAAGGUGUGUAAGAAGCAAAUAAGGAAAUAUGAUGUUGGUGCACCAUCUCCAAUCACAAUUAGUCUACCCGGUACAGACCCUGCAGAUGCUGAAAGAAGAAGGCAAAUAGCUCUGAAGGCCUUGAACGAACGACUGAGUAAGGUUGAGGAACAGACGGCAUGGCCUAGCAUGGAUGACCAGCUUUCUUCUACAGACCCGGCUUCCCCAGCACCUUCAAGCGUCUCCCUCAUGAGUGAUGCCAACCCUAAGGAUAGUGUAGAGAUCAACCUGGAUGAUCCAAGAUCCAGCGGGAUCGCCUAGCAUUGAGGCCGGGAGGCAGUAGGGUUGGAGAGUUGUAUUUUUUUUGGUAUAAGGAAUAGAGCAGAGAAGAUGGUGGUCGUGAGUCUCUGAUAUCUUAGCACGGAACCUUGAACCUUUAAAAGGUACAGCCUUAGAGGUCAAUUACAUGGACGAAUUGAUUUGCUACCUUCAGUUUUAUGGUCUCUACAUGAAACUGUUAAUAAAUUUAAAGGAAACUCCUCAAAAGAUAAGGAGUCUAUUGCUGUACAUGGAAGAGAUAAAGGUGGUUUGAUUCUUUGCUCAUUGUUGGCCAAGUCAGAUAAUUCAUUUAUGUAUUAGUAUGUGAUUGAUAGGCUUCAAAGUGCAUCAUUUCUUGGUGUGUUUUUUUUUUCACAGGGAAAUUGCAAAAGAGGGAUCUGUCAGCUUGAGGGAAUUUCACCAUUACAAUGUAGCUUGUUUAUUACUUGUUUUGUACAUCUAAACUGAAUUAACAUUUAUUUGGGAAAUGUGUAAAUUUUUCAUAUAUAGCGAAGAGCUCUGCAAAUAGAGGUAUUUAUGCUCAAUAAACCCAGAAAUGUAUUAAAAGAAUCAUUCUUUGUUAGUGGUGCAUGUAGCUAUAAAAUGGUCAACCUGUGUCUUGAGUUAUGUAUGUUAUAGUACCAGAAUCUAUAUACAUGUAACAGGUACCUUGUAUUUGAUCUCAGUACAUACAAAUAUAUAGGUGGACUAACCUGUCUUUAUUCAUCAAUCAAGCUUCCUCUAUGAAAAUACGAGAAAUGUUUAAUGGUAACUGCUUCUGCAAAACUGUAUGUUUUGUUUCUUUCUAUUAUGACCACGGUGUGAUGUGAUAUUGGAGUUAGUAGAGGUCUAAUGGGCAUGACAAUUGUGAUUUUGUAGUUCCUGAAAUGCACUUGUUAUUGUGUAUGUACAUGUACAUGUAUGUGAAGUUAUUAUUUAUGAUGGAAUAUAACCAAUUGUGAUCAUUCAGCUGCCCAAUUUGGAUCAAUGAUAGCGCAAUGAAUGAAAGUGAUUUUGCUUUGAUAAUCUACUGGUUAAUUUUUUUAAAGGUAUGUGAAUAUAAUGAAUGGAAGAAUCACCCUGUAUUACCCCUAUCACAUGUCUUUAUCAUAAAGAGCAGAACACGCUCUUGCAACAGUGAUAUUGAGUGAAUGUAUGAAAAAUCAUAUAAACAAUGCACCUGUAAUUCAGUGUUCAGUGUGUCUUUUGACAUUUUCCAGCAGACACAUCUCAUUUUCCACAAAAUUUAUGUGAAUAUAAUUAAUGGAAGCAGUGAAAAAAUACACGGGGGCUCGGGGCGAAAUAGCCCCCAAAAUGCCCAAAAGAGCCCCAGAAAAUCGGAAUAGAGCCUCCGUAAAUUUGCAUAGAGUUCAAUAUAAAACAAAUUUUAGAAUGUUAUUUUCAUGCAGGCAAGCUUGAAAAGUAGCCCCCGAAAAA
Messenger RNA from Strongylocentrotus purpuratus (purple sea urchin), 2547 nucleotides. RefSeq names its product transmembrane protein 115. The coding region runs from base 37 to 1113 and encodes 358 amino acids. The transcript is spliced from 4 exons. Gene Ontology annotation, cellular component: membrane; Golgi apparatus. The record is from RefSeq and is a predicted model, not a curated record. Gene Ontology annotation, biological process: retrograde vesicle-mediated transport, Golgi to endoplasmic reticulum. Lineage: Eukaryota; Metazoa; Echinodermata; Echinoidea; Camarodonta; Strongylocentrotidae.